AUGGGAUUACCUGAUCCUACCUCCGACCUCGAUUGGUCAGGCUACAUUGGCGCCAUCCACGAGAUAUUCCACAAGAAUGCUUUGAAGCAUCCCGAUGCGCCCUGCGUUACGGAAACGGCCUCCUCCACCACGCCCGAGAGGAGAUAUACCUACAAGCAGAUCUACGAGGCUUCCAAUAUCUUGGCCAACCAGCUCCAUGAAGCUGGUAUCACCAAUGGCGAUGUCGUAAUGAUCUUUGCCUACCGUUCCGUCGAACUCAUCAUCGCCUUCAUGGGAACCCUUGCUGCCGGUGCCACCAUUACCGUCCUAGAUCCCGCGUACCCCCCGGCGAGACAACAGAUCUACCUCGAAGUCUCACAACCAAAGGCCCUAAUCACAAUUGGCAGAGCCAGGGACGAGAAUGGUACUUUUGCGCCGCGUGUCCAGAAGUACAUUGACGAAGAAUUAUCUCUCAAGAUACGAGUACCCGAGCUACGGGUGAGCGACGAUGGCCACCUUACCGGAGGCGAGGUUGACGGGAAGGAAGUCUUUACCGACACUGAAAACAAAGCAUCAGCACCUCCGGAUGUUCUGGUGGGACCAGACUCAACAAGUAUCCUCAGCUUUACCAGUGGCACGACAUCCACGCCCAAGGGCGUUUUGGGCAGACAUUACAGCUUAGCCAAGUACUUCCCAUGGAUGGCCAAGACUUUCAAUUGGACUUCGGACACGAAGUUUGCCUGUCUAAGUGGUAUAAGCCAUGAUCCUAUCCAGAGAGACAUUUUUAGUCCAAUGUUCAUGGGCGGAGAGCUCAUUAUUCCUGCUCGCGAGAACAUCGCCCACGAAAAGUUGGCUGAGUGGUUCCGCGAUCACAAGCCCAAUGCGGUCCAUUUGACGCCCGCCAUGGGUCAAAUCUUGUGCGGCGGUGCCAAGGCAGAGUUCCCUUCAUUGAAGUGGGUUCUUUACGUUGGCGAUAUUCUGACUAAGAAGGAUUGCGCUUCUCUCCGCAAGCUGGCGCCCAACGCGGACAUUUGCGCCGCGUAUGGUACCACUGAGACGAGCCGCAGCGUAUCAUACUACCAUAUCAAGAGUCACGCCGAAGAUCCAAAUGCAUUGGAUAAAUUUGGCGAUAUUGUUCCUGCCGGAAAGGGUAUCGAGAACGUCCAACUCCUCAUAGUCAAGCGGGAUGAUAUUACCAAGCUUUGCGGCGUCGGUGAGCGUCCUGCUAACAUUCUACUUUACGGAUAUCUGAACGACCCGGAGAAAACCAAAGAAAAGUUCCUCGACAACUGGUUCGUCGACAACCAGAAAAUCUACAGGACCGGCGACUUGGGACACUUUUUGGACGAUUCUGUUCGUGGCUUCCGCAUCGAGCUCAAUGAGAUUGAUAGCAACCUGAGAGGACACCAGUUAGUCCGCGAGUGUAAGACUCUGCUUCGAAGAGAUCGGAACGAAGAGCCCACACUGGUCAGCUACAUUGUCCCCGAAGACCAAGAGUGGCUCAAGUGGCUAGCAGAACGCGGCCUGGAAGACACUGAGGAUCAAGGUACCGAGAUCGGGCCCGUCACCGUGUAUUCCAAGCGCUACCGGCCAAUGCAACCGGAGGUGCGGGAUCAUCUCAAGUCUCGAUUGCCCGUUCACGCUAUCCCGACUUAUUUCAUCUUCCUAAAGAAGAUGCCUUUGAACCCCAACGGCAAGGUUGACAGCCCAAACCUGCCGUUCCCGGAUGCGGCCUUGAUCUCGGAAGAGGCUUCAGAGGAGGAUCUGAAGAGAUGGGAAACGCUCAGCAGCACCGAAAAGGAACUGGCAGAGCUGUGGGCAACCCUGGUCAAUGGUCUGAACGCCAAGACUCUGCAUCCCGAGUCUGAUUUCUUUGAAAGUGGUGGGCACAGUCUGCUUGCCCAGCAGCUUCUUCUCACUCUCCGCAAGAACCUGGGGGCCAACGUGUCCAUCAGCACACUGUACUCGAACUCAUCCCUCAGGGCUCUUAGCACCCAGAUUGACCGCCUGCGUGAGGGCAAGGGCGACUCGGAAGUGACGGAGGAUGUCGAGGCCGCAUAUGCCCAGUCACUCGAAAAGCUUCUCGGUAGCCUCGACGCCAAAUAUCAGACGGCGGACCCUGCGGCACUCUCACCGGCAAGCAAGACGACCGUCUUUGUGACUGGUGCCACGGGCUUCCUGGGCUCCUUCAUCGUCAAGGACUUGCUCGAGCGUGAGAAUGUACACGUGAUCGCCCAUGUCCGUGGAACAAAGGGUGUCCCGGCCGCCCUCGAGCGGCUCCAGAAGUCACUCCGCGGAUACGGACCGCGUCUUGGAGUUGAUGAUGACACUUGGAAGAUGCUUGGCGACACUGUUGAUGUGGUUAUCCAUAACGGCGCCCUCGUCCACUGGGUGAAGCAGUAUAAGCAUCUGGAGCGUAGCAAUGUUCUAUCAACAAUCGAUGCCCUGCGGCUCUGUAACCAGGGCAAGCCUAAACUUUUCUCAUUCGUUAGCUCGACAAGUGUUCUAGACACGGAUCACUAUAUUGACUUGUCACAUGAGCAGACCAAGUCUGGACAAGGAGCUGUCAUGGAAGCAGAUGAUCUCAAAGGUAGUUCUACGGGUCUCGGCACCGGAUACGGCCAGACCAAAUGGGUAUCUGAACAGCUCGUCCGCGAGGCUGGCAGACGCGGCCUCCUCGGAUCUGUCGUCCGACCUGGCUACAUCCUUGGAGACGCUACCACCGGUGUCGUCAACAACGACGAUUUCCUCAUCCGCAUGCUCAAGGGCUGUAUCCAGCUGUCUAGCCGUCCUCACAUAGUAAACAGCGUCAAUGCCGUACCAGUAAAUCACGUCUCAGUCGUCGUCGUCGCAGCCAGCUUGAACUCCGUCCCGGCCGAACCCGCAAACAGUGGCAGCAACGAUGUCGGUGUCCACGUCAUCCACGUCACUGCCCAUCCUCGCCUGCGCAUGAACGAGUAUCUUUCCAUUCUGAGCUACUACGGCUACGAUGUCCCUGAAGUGGAUUACGAUCACUGGAAGGCCCAGCUCGAGACCUUUGUCUCGGAGGGUCCUCUUCAGAAGGACGCGGAACAGAGCGCCCUGAUGCCUCUUUUCCACAUGGCGACGAAUAAUCUCCCCACAAACACUCGCGCUCCGGAACUAGAUGACCGCAAUGCUGUUGCUGUCCUCAAGGCCGAUGCAGACCGGUGGACAGGCGUCGAUGAGAGUGCUGGAGAGGGCAUUAGCAGGGAAGCUGUUGGUCGCUUCUUGAGGUACCUCGCCGAAACCAACUUCCUGGCGUGGCCGACUGGACGGGGUAGGGAGCUGCCGCCUAUCAAGGCUGGUGUUGUCGAGGCGCAGGCGAAAUGGGGUGUUGGAGGCCGUGGUGGUACAGCAUGA
This is a messenger RNA of Trichoderma breve, 3360 nucleotides long. RefSeq names its product AMP-binding enzyme domain-containing protein. Gene Ontology annotation, biological process: L-lysine biosynthetic process. Bases 1 to 3360 code for a protein of 1119 amino acids. Gene Ontology annotation, molecular function: L-aminoadipate-semialdehyde dehydrogenase [NAD(P)+] activity. The record is from RefSeq and is a predicted model, not a curated record. Lineage: Eukaryota; Fungi; Ascomycota; Sordariomycetes; Hypocreales; Hypocreaceae. The transcript is spliced from 8 exons.